Aspergillus calidoustus is the source of this 1575-nucleotide messenger RNA. Lineage: Eukaryota; Fungi; Ascomycota; Eurotiomycetes; Eurotiales; Aspergillaceae. The record is from the annotation of a GenBank genome assembly.
AUGGAGCCCCCCACCUUCGGUGCACCUUCUUUCCCACAUUCAACUACCAGUCCUCAAGGUCUGGGUUCAAUGGCGGAAGGGUUUACCAACUGGGCAUCUCAGCCCUCUCCAUACCGCACGAUUGCCCCAUGGACUAGCUACAGGGAGCGUAACUCGAAUAACACAACCACCACUACUAGUCACGAACUGAGCCCUGCAUCGGCGCCCAGGAAGACGAUAUCAUUUCCUCUAACGCCUUUUGGUCCUUCUGUUUCAAAUAUCCCGGGCCCGCGCCCUUCUCGUGCUGAUCAGCUCCCAAUGUUCGAGUCAUUGGAAGAUGAGAGGCCCAUCAAGGCGGAACAAAACCAGGGAAACCGUACCCUGGCGGACAGUAUUGCGCAUGUUCAGCCAGUGGCUCGAGCAGGGAACACUAGAGCAAAGUCUUCACCAGCUCAUGUGUCUCGUGCAAACCCCGUUUCCCUAGGCUCUCUAAACCUAGAAACACUCAGUGAUUCAAGAAUAUUUUACUAUUUCGGUGUACUGGCGAUACAAACAGUGCUUCUGCCCCAAUUCCACUUCACACGUGGCCGAAAACGAGAUCGCUGGGGCGUCAAGAUGACCAUGUACGGAAUGACAUUGGUUCGUUCGCACGUGUACGCCUCCCGCAAAGACGCCAAAGUGGACGUAUGUAAAGAGGCUCUGAAAAAGUUAAAGGUCGAGCAUCCAGAUUGGAUUGUGCCAGAACGGCCAGGGGGUUCGCUCCCACCUGUCGAUCGGGAUUGGGUGAGAAUCCUCCGCGAAUAUUGUGCGCAGCAGGGUCUGCGUGAUCCAAGAUAUACAACGUAUGAGCAUCAUCAAGGAUACCGCCACGAGGUGGAGGUCGGUGGCGGUAUGUACUUUGGCGUCUUGAGACACUAUCCGGAUGAGCAUUCAUCUAGGCAAGGAGCAGCACACCUGGCACUUUACGACAUGCUAGUGCGGGGAGAAGAUAGCCACCCUGAGCUCCAAGGUCUCUCCACGAUGAAUGCUCGUAAGGCAAGUCCAUCGGCCCUGGUCUCUCGAGACCCUCCCCGCAUGUCUUUUAAGCAACACAUUCCAGCGAAAAGAAAGCGGGAGGACCACGAGAGGAGUAGGGCUGUCAGCCGGCGCGUUAGAGAAAGCAGAUCCCCUGUAAACGUCCCGAGCGCUCAGGAAUCAAUGCCAUCGAAUGCAAACCUACAGCCGCUAAAGAACAGCCGGUUGGCAGCAAUCGAGAUUCAGCCUCCUGUAGCUGAAGAGAGGCGCUGGAAGGCAACUCCCUCGGAGUUAUCGUACCAAAUCAGGAAUCUCGAAUCGUGGACAAUGAAACUAGAAAGAAUCUGCAAUUUACUCGCGCUCGAACAGCCAGAAAUCCGAAUCGAGAGAACCGACGGACGGCUUAUUGAGGAAGGAGGAGAAUACACCGCCGGAGCAUGGUUCACACUUGACCCGUUCCUUACCAGAGCAAGCCCCAUCGGAAAAGUGCAGGACGUGCGAGGUACCAGGGAUGCUGCACACGAGGCUUGUGCUCAGAGGGUUUCGGACUACUUGAUCAGGCUGGUCGAAGAAGACAGCUGA